Aureobasidium subglaciale EXF-2481 is the source of this 2754-nucleotide messenger RNA. RefSeq lists its product as uncharacterized. The transcript is spliced from 4 exons. Gene Ontology annotation, cellular component: endosome. Lineage: Eukaryota; Fungi; Ascomycota; Dothideomycetes; Dothideales; Saccotheciaceae. Gene Ontology annotation, molecular function: phosphatidylinositol-3-phosphate binding. Bases 179 to 2368 code for a protein of 729 amino acids. Gene Ontology annotation, biological process: protein targeting to vacuole; retrograde transport, endosome to Golgi. The record is from RefSeq and is a predicted model, not a curated record.
GUGGUGACGACGAGGCACGGACGUUUGGCGUUGUGCCUCGCGAGCAGUGAGCUCUCUCCACGCGGAGGUUGGCGGGCCUGUGUCUUGCCUGUUCUCACCGCGUUCCUGCUGCACCCCAAGUCGCUUUGUGCCUCCUCUUGUGUGUUCGACAAGCCGCAGACGCCCCGCAUACCCAACCAUGUCGCUAUUCGGAGAGUCCCCGCCGCCAACGCCCGCCGCACGGCAGAACAAGUCGUCGCUGUUUGACGACGACGAGCAAGCGGCUGCUCGCAGCACCUCGGCCAACUCGGGCCUGUUCGCAGAGACGGCCAACGCCGACGACGGCCAAUCGCCUUGGGACUUUCCUGCUCCCAAGAAGCACAACAGCACUCGCCAGAGGGGAGACUUGAUCAAGACGCUGCUGCCAGCCAGUGACGUGCCUGAACGCUAUGUCGAUCUCUUCGAUGCUUUGCUGUCGCAGAGCAGCGGUCAGGGUGGAGUAACCGUCCGACAGAUCAAGAGCUUGCUGUCCGGCAGCGGCGUCGGACAACCUGAGCAGAACAAGAUUCUCGAGCUCCUCGGCGCGACCGACGACGACUCGCGUGUGCUGGGUCGCGGCGAGGUCAACGUCGUUCUGGCCCUGAUCGGUCUGGCACAAGAAGGUGAAGAGCUGGGUCUGGAUGCUGUCGAUGAGCGCAGAAGACAAUUGCCAGUACCCAACCUGCCAUCUCUGACCGCUCCUCCCAAGCAAGACCAGAAGCCCCCACGAACACCUACCGGUCCUCCUCCCCAGGCAGACUCUGGUGCCACGCAAUCUCAGAACCUCGAAACUCCUGGCUUCGGCUUUGGUGACGACCCCUGGGGAAGUCCCUCACUGCACAAGAACCACCAUCAUGAAGCAGCUGCUGCACCUACCUACGCUCAGGCCGCUGCCCCAUCCUACCCGAACGGCAACGUCAAUGGUCGCGCUGACCCGCCCCACGUACGAACCACCAGCAAUUUCACCACCACGUCCGCCACAGACAAAACCAACUCCUCCACUCCCGAUGCCUCCUCCUUUGAACCAUCGCGACCGACAACAGCUGAAAGUGGCUGGGGCGGUUACUCUGCGUCAAACGACGGCUUCAACGCUGCCCCCGGCAACGAGGGCUUCGGCGAACCAGAGAACGAUACAAACGGCAUUUCUGGCAGCACAAGGAGGCCUCUCGGCGUGACCAGGCCAAGUGGCGCGACUGGUCCUGAGGAAAUCAUAACCGUCAACGUCCUUGAAGAGAAGGAAGGCAUGUUCAUGUUCCAACACCGCAACUACGAGGUGUCCAGCAUCAGGAGGAACAGCCGUGUCAUUCGUCGUUACAGUGACUUUGUCUGGCUGCUGGACUGCUUACAUAAAAAGUUCCCAUUCAGACAGCUACCACUUUUACCACCCAAGCGUGUUGGUAUCAACGGCAAGCAUAUUGCUGCAGACAACCUUUUUAUCGAGAAGCGAAGGAGAGGUUUGGCGCGCUUUGCGAAUGCGCUCGUACGACACCCUGUACUGAGUCAAGACCAGCUCGUCAUCAUGUUCUUGACUGUCCCUACGGUAGACGAACUUGCUGUAUGGCGCAAGCAAGCCUCCAUCUCCGUUCAAGAAGAAUUCACUGGCAAAUCCCUACCUCCUGGUCUCGAAGACUCUCUGCCUCAAAACCUUGCGAACCUCUUUGACACGGUCCGAAAUGGAGUCCGCCGUUCGACUGAAGUUUACAUCAACAUGUGUGGCAUGGUCGAGCGACUUAUUAAGCGUAACGAAGGCCUUGCAAGCGAAUACGUUCGUCUUUCAAUGGCUCUCGGCAGCUUGACCGAAUGCUCUGCGGACACUUACGCCAUUGACACCAACGAGGUUGAGCUCCUCAAUGGUGGUCUUGAUGGCACCGCCAAGCACUUGUCUACCAAUCAAACUCUUCUCGAAGACGAAGCCAGAGCUUGGGAUUUCGGUGUUUUGGAAGACCUCAAGCGCCAGCGCGAUGUUCUUGUCAGCAUGCGAGACUUGUUCGACCGCCGUGAUCGUUAUGCACGCGAUAACAUCCCGCAAUUGGAACGCCGCAUCGCUGCCAACGAAAGCAAGUUGGCUGGCAUUCGCGCACGGCAGGAGUCGCAAAUCAAGCCAGGUGAAGCCGAGAAGGUUGAGAGUGCAAUUGUUAAGGACAAACAAUCGAUUGUCGACCAGCAUGCUCGCGGAGUCUUUAUCAAGGAGUGCGUUCGAGAUGAGAUUGUCCACUUCCAGUCAUCGCAAUACCACAUAAGCAGAAUGCAUCAGGAGUGGAGCCAAGAGCGUGUCAAGUAUGCAGAGUUGGGAGCGGAGAACUGGAAGUCAUUGAGCGAGGAGCUUGAAGCCAUGCCUCUUGGUGAUUGAGAUGCAUGUGACAAACUUUUGUAAUAUACCAUAUCCCACUACUGUAAUACUUGAUUUAUCGGUGCCCAGCAUCAUGCAGGAUCGUCACUCGCACCUUCUCUAUGAUGUGACAAUAGCUUGAAUUACAUGCACGGGCCCCUGACUGGAUUGGAGCCUGUUCCGUCAUCCUGUUCCGUCCUGUGAAUUUACAACUGCUGCCGGGUAUUGUUCUGAUGGCUCAAUGAAUAGAGUAUUGCCCGUCUCUUUCAUUCGACCAGCAGACACAAGCUGGCAAUACCUCCAGCCUACCAGAUCGUUCCCCUCGCAUCCGUACAUACUUUUCAGGAGCAAGAUAUAGCAAUCGCUACCAACAAUCACCUUCCAUUCAAACUCGAGUGACAGGCAAA